GCAUACUCUGUUGAGUCUUACAAGCAUCCGGUCGAUCUGGUUGCGACUUUUAAUGAGCCACUUUCCGAGGCCUGGAUCGGACCUGGAGGCUUGUCAGAGGUGGAUGAUGAAAGGGAAGAAGAUGUACAAGAAAAAGGAGGAUGGGAAGAGGAGGCCAGAUGCCUUCUACCCCAGCUCUCUCUGAAUUCAGCCUCCUCUUCGUUGCCUGGUAGAUCUUCGGUGGCGAAUCCCGCGUCUGGUCCUUCGCGCACAGUCUCCAAGCUACCAUCCUCUCCGCCUGCACCAGCUUCAGAUUCAACGAGUUCUUCCUCAUCGUACGCGGCUGCAUGCGUUAAACCUCUUCCUCCGUUGCCCAAUUCUUGUAUUCUGACUUCUCUAAAAGCCGAAACCGGCCAAACAGGUCGGCGGAGAGAAUCAAGAAAGUCAUCCGGUUUCCGUCGUCAGUCUGAGGAAGCUAGUUACUUCCCUGUUAGCCCACACUUUUCUUCAAGUGGUUGCCAACACCUUGUUAACUCUGAGGAGCAAGAUCUAAAGCAGGCUUUUACAAAUAUGCACCCUGCUCGACUGCACCAGCUACAAUAUCAACUUCGACCUCCCCAUCGUCAUAAGCAUCACUAUCCCUACUCCAUCAAUCAUCCUCGUCAUCAGCAUCAUUCACCUCAGUACCAUCACCUUCACUCAGUCCUGACAACAAAGGAAUCACAGACAUGCAAUCCCGAUACCAACAGACAGACCAGUAACCAUCCUCACAGGCUGUUGGUGGCCUGUACCGGACGCCUGCCAUCGUCGAAAGGCACCCUGUCGACGGUUGGCAUGCCAUUGCUGAUGUCCCGGCGACAGAGACGCUGUGAUUUUGGUGCAUUCGAGGUGAGAAAGGGGGUUGGAUUUUAUUCGACUGCAUUCUUUAACAUUUCACUUUUCACUGUGAUGCUCGCAGAAUGUUAUUCGUAG
Messenger RNA from Protopolystoma xenopodis, 951 nucleotides. Lineage: Eukaryota; Metazoa; Platyhelminthes; Monogenea; Polystomatidea; Polystomatidae. The record is from the annotation of a GenBank genome assembly.